AGUUACACGCGUCGGUCACACUACGCGGACAGGGCCGAAAACAGCUGAUCGGUGUCUGUUUUUUAUUGUGCAAAGGGAGCAAUAGUCGUUGUGAAAUAAAUAAUGAUUACCACCCUAAACAAAGCCACUUAGUGAGAGUCGACCCGCAAACGCAGCACGAUGCGCGAGCCCAAUCUGUACGUGAUCCUAUCGCACGCGCUAAUAGGUUCCGGCUUCUUCUUCCUGUACGUGCAGCAUGUACGCGUGAUCUUCGAGACGCGCACCAAUAUCCAGCAACUGAAUCAGCUGGAACGGGAGGCGCUCCUGCGGCGCGAGGAUGCCCUCUACUACGCCUUCUAUAAGCGGCUGGCCGACGGACCGGACUUCUGGCACGGCUAUGAGCAGCUGAAGAACGUCACGGACAUCGAGUACCCGAACAGCGUGAAUGUGCUGCAGCGCUUCUAUGUGCUGCCCGAGUUGGUUACGGCAUACUUCUUCCAUGUGGUGCGGGCCGGCUUCAAUCCCAUGGUCCAGCCCAUGCAGUUCUAUCUGGAGUUCGUGUGGCUCAUGGGCGGGGUGACCCUGCUGGUCCUCUAUCUCUAUGGAACGCUGCUCAGCGAGAACGUGUUCGGUGGGAUAUACGGCGUGAUCUCGUACCUGAUGUUCCACAGCUUCGUGGCGAAGAUAUACGAGCGACCCUUGGCGCGGGAGAACUUCGCCUUUCCGUUCAUAUUCCUGCAGAUGUUCUAUUUGUGCAUUUGCAUUGGGAGGAUCAUCCAUCGCCAGCGGCACACCUCUCGCUUGUUCAUGAUCUUCGCCAUGUCCCUGUUCACCGCCUGCGCCCUGCUGUCCUGGCAGUUCUCCACCUUCAUCUUCACCACCCAAAUCGUGAUCGUAAUGACGUCGUGGAACCUGAGCGAUCUGCCCACGGGAUUGGCGAACGCCUUCGCGCUGGACUACUCGCUGUCGCACCUGCUCGGCCACGCUCUGGCCUUUGUGAUGUCGCACGGCAACAGCCAGCUGCUCUUCACCUGGCAGCUGAGCGUCUCGCUGUCGCUGUUUCUGAUCACCUUGGUGCGGCAGCUGAGGCAGGUGCGCAGCCGGCGGCUGGGACACGCCAACGAUCCGCUGCAGGGCGACUACUUCUCGCUGAAGUUCAUCCUGCUGGCGCAGCUCAUCGCGAGCAGUAUGCAGGGCAUGCUGCUGGAGCUGCUGAAUCGGGCGGGCGUGGUCAGUGCGCCGGACGGAGCGCACACGCACUACUUCGACCUGUGCGCCCACUGGGCGCUGCAGGUCAACGUGGGCUUCGUGGCCCACCUCUCCGCCUGCAACCCGCUGUACGCGCGCAUCGCCUGGUCGGAGCUGUGGCAGCUGGUCAAGACGAUGAUCGUGAAGCCGUACUGCAUGUACGGCGUUGUCAUGCUGGCCAUGUUCUUCCGUCGCUGGCGCAAGAGCGGCGCUCCGGCCAGCGCAGCCACCGAGGAGCAGCGCGAGCGGGCCCGCAACUACGUGCUGGAGGACUUCCUCGAGGAGCACCGCGUCUCCAUGGGCGACAUGUCCAACCGGCAGACGGAGCAGCAGCUGCAGCAGUGCUUCCGGCUGCUCGAGAGCUGCGACCACGACUACGAGCGGUAUAAGCGCGCCCAGGCUCGCCUGCGCCAGGAGCAGCCGCCCGCCCGCGACGACUUCAUGCAGGACAUCCGGCGACUGCGGGCGCAGAUCCACCGCAACAGUGAUAAGCAGCGAAAGGAGCGGGCGCAGGGAACCAAAGAGGCUCCGGGCGAUGGGUCGCCCGAGCAGAAGCCCGAGGAGGAUAAGCACUUAGUGGAGGAGGAGGAGCGGAACGAGGAGGAGGAGAAGGAGAAGGAGCCAGGCAGCCCCAAAGAAGUCCCCGAAUCCAAUGCAGACCCCGCUGACGAAACGCUGCCGUCCAAGUCCGCCGGCCAGGAGGAGGGCGAACCCUCUGCCGCCGGCCCAAGCUCCAGCUCCACCUCCACCACCACCUCCUCCACCACCGCCGGUGGCCAGAAACGCCAAAAGCGCAGCGCGUCGCGGCGCAGCUCGGUGGUGCCCACAGCCAAUGCACAGAUACUGAACCUGCACUACAUGUACAGCUUCCUGCAGAUGCUAGUCUUCACCGUCAUCGGACUGGCCGUGCGCAAGCUCUUCUUCCUCAGCUUCACGCAGGGCUGUGUCAUUGCGCCGACGAUCUGCUCGAAGGUGUGGUACCAUCGCCAGCGCAACAUCUUCUGGUCGGUCUCGCUGGCCGUCUUCCUGCUCAGCAUGUUCGAUCCGGGCAUGGUGAACAUUCGCGAGGAGUACUUCCCCACGCGGUACACCCAGAGUGGCGACGACCUGGACAGCAUGCUCGAGUGGAUCAAGCUGAACACGGAGCGGGACGCGGUCUUCGCCGGCCCCGUCGAGAUCAUCGGCACCGUGCACCUGACCACCAAGCGGCCGAUAGUCAACCAUGCGCACCUGGAUAUGCGUCAGAUGGCGGAUCGCACGGAGCACGUGUACUCGGUCUACAGUCGCCAGCAGUCGUCGGAUAUCUACAAUCAGUGCGCCCAGCUGAAGAUCCAGUACUUGAUCAUAUCGCUGGACGAGUGCACCAACGAAGUGCGCGACGACUGCGAUCUGCUGGCCAUUUGGGAUGACAAGCAGCCGGCGUACCAGAAGUACCCGCAGUUCUGCCACGAGCUGCUCCACAAGAACGUGCCCAGCUUCCUGAAGGUGUACGCCAACGACCACUACGGCAUCAUCAAGAUGUUCUCGCAGAGCGUGCAGAUCAACCUCAAGCACAACAAGAUGCCCGAGAUGUCCAUUUAGGAGUGGUCGUUGAAGGUGGAAAUGGAGGAGGAGGCGGAAUGGCGGGUUGAUAGGCUGGCAGUGGGGAAUCUGCGACUGUGUUGUGCUGUACGUUGCUGUGUGACUAGGGAUUAGCAUUUUGCGAUGUCUGUAUUAUGAUUAUGAUGAUUACGUUUAGUAUUGCUGUGGCUUGCUCGCGGGCAAGGCAGCUGCCUCCUCCACUUCACUCCACUCCACUCCCCAUUCUUCGUCUCCGUCACCGUUCCCGCUUCCGUUCUGUUCACCUGCUGAGAAAUGAUGGCAGUUAGCUAGUAAACUGGAUGCAUUUAGCAGCUUGACUUGUUUCUGUUCCACGCCGUUGCGUUCAGACCUCGUUUGGAUCAUUCCCCGCGCCCCUCGCAUUCGAAUAAGUUACUCUAGCCGUACGGACCGACUCUCAACUCUAAAUACUUUCGUUAAGUUUAAGCUAAGCUUUUUACAUUUAUGUAGUAUAUGACGUGUGGUCAGAGAGGUGGAUAUCUUCCCGGAAUCCACGAUCCCAGACCCAAGAAGCUCGGGCAAAGAAGCGCAUUUGCCAGGCAACAAGUGAAAUAAAACGAUAACGUUAAACAAUA
Messenger RNA from Drosophila ficusphila, 3401 nucleotides. RefSeq names its product C-mannosyltransferase dpy-19 homolog. Gene Ontology annotation, cellular component: nuclear inner membrane. The transcript has 7 exons. The record is from RefSeq and is a predicted model, not a curated record. NCBI's taxonomy places the organism in Eukaryota, Metazoa, Arthropoda, Insecta, Diptera, Drosophilidae. Gene Ontology annotation, molecular function: mannosyltransferase activity. Bases 160 to 2808 code for a protein of 882 amino acids.